AUGGAAGAAUUAACUCCACAAUCUCAACUCCGAAGGUCAAACAGAACACGAAGGCCAAAUCCAAAAUAUGCAAAUGCAGCCAUAGUUGAAGAAGCAACAGAGCCUGAGACAUUUGAAGAAGCGUCGCAAAGUCCUGAGUGGGUGAUAGCUAUGAAAGAAGAGAUUGAUGCACUGCAGCAAAAUCAAACUUGGGAUCUCUUACCAAAACCAAGAGAUGUGAAGCCCAUUUCUUGCAAGUGGGUUUUCAAAAUAAAGCGUCGUCUAGAUGGGUCAAUCGAGAGGUACAAGGCACGAUUGGUACCUCGUGGUUUCUCUCAACAGUAUGGACUAGACUAUGAUGAAACAUUUAGUCCAGUGGCAAAACUUAGAACUGUACGAAUCCUUCUUGCACUUGCAGCCAACAAAGACGGGAAUCUAUGA
This is a messenger RNA of Zingiber officinale, 420 nucleotides long. RefSeq lists its product as uncharacterized. Bases 1 to 420 code for a protein of 139 amino acids. The transcript has a single exon. NCBI's taxonomy places the organism in Eukaryota, Viridiplantae, Streptophyta, Magnoliopsida, Zingiberales, Zingiberaceae. The record is from RefSeq and is a predicted model, not a curated record.